Enhydra lutris kenyoni (northern sea otter) is the source of this 2637-nucleotide messenger RNA. RefSeq names its product chromosome unknown C14orf37 homolog (gene ARMH4). The record is from RefSeq and is a predicted model, not a curated record. The transcript is spliced from 8 exons. NCBI's taxonomy places the organism in Eukaryota, Metazoa, Chordata, Mammalia, Carnivora, Mustelidae. Bases 47 to 2575 code for a protein of 842 amino acids.
AAGAUUAUUUUACUUACAGUUUAAUCUGAAGGGGCUUAUUUACAAAAUGCAUUUAUGUGACAGCUUGAUAUGCUUUAUUUUUCUGCAGGACUCGAUUACUGGAAUUGUCAACUUUGUUGAUGUAUGUGCACAUUUCUCCUCCACUAUGAGCAGACCAAUUGUAGUGCACAGUUGUCUGGCCUUCUGGAGCCUUGUGCUUCUCAACUUUGCCACACAAUGUGUGGCCUUCCCCAAAGUGGAAAGAAGGGAGAUAGCGCAUGUUCCUGAAGAAACAGGGCAGCCUGAGAGGAUAAACACAGAUGACCUAGAAAAUGACCCUCUGACUUCCAAGUGCCCUCCCCAGUUGGUGGUCUCUGAAGAUCCAGUGAUGGUGUUAGCAGAACCAUCAGCAACGUCCUUAAAGAAAGUAUUGCCUACUAACAAAGAAGUCCAUCCAGUAGGCGGUGGGCUCAUGCAGCCUAACAGCCCUGCCUUGUACACUGGUGCUGAGACAGUCCUCCCCGGCGAGGAGGAAGUGUUUGUUUCCAGCCAGCCAGAGAGGGUGUCUCCCGAGAGCCGACUUUUCAAGGCCAUGCUGAUCAAUCCUAUCCCUGCAACUGCUCCUCUGAAUAUCGAUCAGAAAGAAGAACGCUUCGGUAGUACCGUCAUUCAGCCCAUCAUAGAAGGGACCACAGAAGAAACACAGGGUUUUCUGAACUAUGUGGAUGACCAGUUGUUUGCAACUGAAAGUCAGGAAGGAGUUAGUCUGGGACAUUCACCUUCAUCUGAUGUGAAUACUAAAGAAAUGCUAACUGCCAGUCCCAGGACCGAGAAAUCUGAAACAGAUACAGAACACAGGGCAGCUUUUUUCCCCAGUGUUGAACCCAUAGUGGGCACGGAGCCUGGAAGCCCCAUGCCUGAGAGGGAGAAGCCUUUGCCGAUGACAGCUGAUCAUUCCCAGACCGCGGCCACCAAGCACUGGCUCACAACCUCUGAGUACACCCUGAGUGUUGAGCCAGAAACUGACAGGCUGCUGGGAGCCCCAGGAGUCCCAGGGAGUGUCAGCACAGCUGUUCCAGCUGCCUCUGUCGGAAGUGAUGAGUGGGAUGACACCAAAUUAGAGAGUGUAAGCCAGAUAAAGACUCCAAAGCUUGGAGAAAGUAUAGAGACUCAGAUGGGAAUGGAAAUGUCUCAGACAGCCCAAGAAACUGAUAAUGACCCUAUGGAAGGUCUGGAAGAGGGCGAACCUGUGACAGAGGCUGCAGAGGUGGCUCUGGGGCUGCUGGAAGGGGAAGAACCCAUGGGGACAGCCCUGCUAAUGGCACACGGGGAGGCGCUAUCCUCUCCCUUUGCCGAUCAAAGUUCUUUUACUCCCACAAGUCCUGUGGAAGAUAGGAAAGUCUCUGUUGUCAGCCUCUUCCAAGAUACUGCAGACUUCAUGGAGUCCACUAGGGAAAAUGAUGCAGUGGUUUUCUUAGAGACCACUGUUUCCAUCUCAGAAUAUGAAUCUGAGGCACAUCAACCACUGGGAAAUACACUGAAAGACAUCAUCACUCAAGAGAUGACAACAGCUGUUCAAGAAGUAGAAGCCACUUUAUCAUUGGUGACACAAGAGCAGCAGGUUUCUACCCUCGAGGUUACUGGAGAAAAUGGUAAGAUUGAGGAAGGAAAAGAGUCCCCCUCUGCCACAUCUGGUGUCCCUACUGUUACUCAGCUGUCGAGGAGAUGGGAGCCUCUGCCCUCUACAGUUUCAACUACAGCCGUGCCGUUGUCUUCCGAAGUUACUUCUGCUCUGGAAGAACUAAUAGACACCAUCACGGGGCCAAACGAGGAAUUGUUCACACCAGUUUGGGGCUCUCCGGUGACUCCCCCUGGAAUAAUAGAGGAAGCCCCCAGCCUUUUCCCAGCACUUCCUGAUUCUGAGGCGUCUUCGGAGAGCAGAACCGUUGUCCCAUCCAUUAGCCAUGUUAAUACAGCUGCCUCAUAUGGCCUGGACCAACUUGAAUCUGAAGAGGACAGAAGCACUUCUCCAGAGAAUGGAGUCUUUUUCUCAAUGGGAUAUGGGCAAAAUCUGCCCUUAUUAGAUAGCAGACAACCAAGAAAGGGAGAAGAAGAUGAGGAUGAAGAGGAGGAAGAGGAGGAAGAUGAAGAAGAGGAAGAUGAGGAGGAAGAUGAAGAUGAUAAAGACACAGAGUCCCUGGAUGAUAGCUUGGAUGGUGACGCUGAGCUGCCUGGGUUCACUCUCCCUGGCAUCACGUCUCAAGAACCUGGCUUCGAGCAGGGAAACCUGGGCCCUUUGGAUGGAGCCACUGACCAGGUGCCAGAUGCCAUCGAGUGGGAACAGCAGAAUCAGGGCCUGGUGAGAAGCUGGAUGGAAAAACUAAAAGACAAGGCUGGCUACAUGUCUGGGAUGCUGGUUCCUGUCGGGGUCGGGAUAGCCGGCGCCCUGUUCAUCUUAGGAGCUCUCUACAGCAUUAAGGUUAUGAAUCGCCGAAGGAGAAACGGCUUCAAAAGGCAUAAAAGAAAGCAGAGAGAAUUCAACAGCAUGCAAGACCGAGUCAUGCUCUUAGCCGACAGCUCUGAAGAUGAGUUUUGAAUCAGACGGGAGUUUUCCUGGGAUAUUCACUUGUCUUAUUAUUUUAUUGUUUAUUUGGGGGA